AUGGUGCUUUUGCCGCAGGUCGUCGAAAGAAGAACUACAACUCCCAAGAGCCAUCGUUUUCUCUCUCGCGCGCUUGCGCCGUGUGAAGCCUCGCUGGGGGAGGAGGGGGAAGAAGAAGAAAAAGCCGCCGAAGCUCUGAGCAGGGCCGGGAAGUGGCCCUUCGACGGGCUGUGAUCCGGUCGGCGGCAAGAUGAGCGCCACCCGGGAGUCCCAACCCGAGCGCGGCCACGGCGUGAAGAGAGCGGCCUCCCCUGAUCUUGGAUCUAGCAGCUGGGAGGCAGCAGAUUUGGGUAAUGAAGAAAGAAAGCAGAAGUUCUUGAGACUGAUGGGUGCAGGAAAGAAAGAACACACCGGCCGUCUUGUUAUUGGAGACCACAGAUCAACUUCUCAUUUUAGAACAGGGGAAGAAGACAAGAAAAUGAAUGAUGAGCUAGAGACUCAGUUUCAGCAAAGCAUGGAUAGCACCAUGUCGGGACGGAACCGGCGGCACUGUGGACUUGGCUUCAGUGAGUUGGAUGAAGAUGAAGAAGAACAAGAGGAUACAAAAGACUCCCUGGAGCCAGAUAGCUCAGAGGACUCCGAAAGUGACUCUGACUCUGAGCAAGAAGAGGCUGCAGAAGAGCUACAAUCUACUGAAAAGCACAGCAAUGCCGAAGAUCCUCAAGCCAAGAAAGAUGCGAAAAGCAACUAUAAAAUGAUGUUUGUUAAAUCCAGUGGUACAUAACUACAAAUCAGCCUUUAAGUGAAGUAAGCCUUGUGGUUACAGUGCAAAGUAUUGGACUGCUUAUAGCACAGACCUUUCUAUUAUGGUUUUAAUAAGGCCCUUUAGAGAAAGAAUAGUGUUUGCAUUCCCAAUGCCAUGAAGCUAUUUUUAUCAGCAUGACUGUAUCCAUUUUGUUUUGUAAAGUAUGAAAAUAAAAUUGGGCAGGGGGUGAACUUAGUUCUCAACCCACUUCUGCAUUAUUA
Molecule: messenger RNA, 966 nt
Organism: Elgaria multicarinata webbii
Lineage: Eukaryota; Metazoa; Chordata; Lepidosauria; Squamata; Anguidae
Gene: C2H11orf58
Product: chromosome 2 C11orf58 homolog
Exons: 5
Coding region: 191-724 (177 amino acids)
Source: RefSeq, a predicted model, not a curated record